AUGCCCGUUGUCGCUGAUCGCGGGGAUUCCCCCCACGGCUUCACUUUACUUCUGCCCCAGCUCCUAUACCUUGUCCGCUACUUUUGUGUGGAAGCACAUCAAUCGACUCCUUGUCAGUUUCGACCCCUCUACGUAAAACAAGUCAUCUCGACCAUCUCUCCACCUUUCAGUCACCGGCGCUGCACAUUGCUGUCUGUAGAGGGGGUCAAGGACUUGAGGUUGAGACGCGGACCCUCGCAAAAGUGUCUACCACCAAGCCUUCGGACUCUGUAUCUUGCUCGGCAAACCUUCUGGCACGGCGCGACGUUGUAUCUCCUAUGUCCGCUUGACAGAAACGCCUAG
Molecule: messenger RNA, 342 nt
Organism: Ustilaginoidea virens
Lineage: Eukaryota; Fungi; Ascomycota; Sordariomycetes; Hypocreales; Clavicipitaceae
Exons: 2
Coding region: 1-342 (113 amino acids)
Source: RefSeq, a predicted model, not a curated record